GCGCAGCUCCGCCCCCUCACGCCCCUCUCCAGUCGGGCCCGCCUCCCCGCGUCUAGCACCGCCUCUUCCGCGUUCACAGCGGAGAGAUCUGCAGGUGGGGUGCGCGCGACCGCUCCCGCGGAGAGUCAGCAGAGAUUUCACUCCAGAUAGGAUGAAGCAGAGGCGGAUGUAGAACCUACAGGGGCCAUUGAAACACUUCCUGUAGCUGGAAGACUCCAACCUGCUGACGGCAACAUCAUCUCAUUUGGAAUUUCAAGGUCGCAGAGGAUCACCUCUCAAAAGUUGGGGAAGCCUGUAGAGAUGGGCAGCAGUGAGCCCCUUUCAGUCGCAGACAGCGAGAAAAGGAAGAAGAAGAAGCGGAGAGCCCGGGCUGCCGACUCCUUGCCGGGGAGGUUUGAAGAUGUGUACAAGCUGACCUCUGAGUUGCUGGGAGAGGGAGCCUAUGCCAAAGUUCAAGGCGCCGUAAGCCUGCAGAGUGGCAAAGAGUACGCUGUCAAAAUCAUCGAAAAGCAAGCAGGGCACAGUCGGAACAGAGUGUUCCGGGAGGUGGAGACGCUGUAUCAGUGUCAAGGAAACAAGAACAUUUUGGAGCUGAUUGAGUUCUUUGAAGACGACACAAGGUUUUACUUGGUCUUUGAGAAAUUGCAAGGAGGCUCCAUCCUCGCCCACAUCCAGAAGCGGAAGCACUUCAACGAGCGAGAAGCCAGCCGAGUGGUGCGGGACGUUGCUGCUGCGCUCGACUUCCUGCAUACCAAAGGCAUCGCCCACCGCGAUCUGAAGCCAGAGAAUAUUUUGUGUGAGUCUCCAGAAAAGGUGUCUCCAGUGAAAAUCUGUGACUUUGACCUGGGCAGUGGGGUGAAACUGAACAACUCCUGCACCCCCAUAACCACACCAGAGCUGACCACUCCAUGCGGCUCUGCAGAAUACAUGGCGCCCGAGGUGGUGGAGGUCUUCAGGGACGAGGCCACUUUCUACGACAAGCGCUGUGACCUGUGGAGCCUGGGCGUGGUCCUCUACAUCAUGCUCAGUGGCUACCCGCCCUUCGUGGGCCACUGCGGGGCCGACUGCGGCUGGGACCGGGGAGAGGUGUGCCGGGUGUGCCAGAACAAGCUGUUUGAGAGCAUCCAGGAGGGCAAGUAUGAGUUUCCCGACAAGGACUGGGCACACAUCUCCAGCGAAGCCAAAGACCUCAUCUCUAAGCUCCUGGUGCGGGACGCCAAGCAGAGACUCAGCGCUGCCCAAGUUCUGCAGCACCCGUGGGUGCAGGGGCAAGCUCCAGAAAGGGGACUCCCCACGCCGCAAGUCCUCCAGAGGAACAGCAGCACCAUGGACCUGACGCUCUUCGCGGCGGAGGCCAUCGCCCUUAACCGCCAGCUGUCCCAGCACGAGGAGAGCCAGCAGGCCGGGGAGCCAGAGGCCCUGGCCGAGCGCCUCUGCUCUGUGAAGCUGUCCCCUCCGUCCAAGUCACGCCUGGCCCGCCGACGGGCCCUGACCCAGGCAGGCCGCUGUGGCGCCACGGACCCCUGCCCACCACCCACAGCUCUCUGAGCGACCCCGCAACGCCUGGGAGGACCUCAGCCUGCCCGGGCGUGGCCCUGCUGGAACGUCCCUGAGCAGGCAUGGGGACCUGCUGCAGACUGUCAGGGCUUCUGGUCCACAAAGGCCCUGAGGGUCCCACUCGACCCUCCACCUCCCCAGAGUCCUGCAGGAAAAAGCUUUCUCUGAAGGGGCUGUCUUUGAAAAGGAAAGCAAUCACUCAUCACUUUGCAUAAGGGCCUGCGGCUGGGCCCCACCUGCUCACAGCCUGCAGAUGGCCUGCGGAUCGGAUCCGGCAGGCCCUGGUGGCUUCCUGGGCUGCUGGGGCUGGGGCCUUCGGGGAGCCUGCUCAGAGGCGGCAGACAGAGGUGCCCACACGGCCCUCCCCUCCCCUGGCCGCUCAUCCACCUUCAUCUGUCCUCCGCCCGUCCUCCCCGUCGCUCCAGCAAAGCCGUGCCCUCAAUUCAAGGAAGAGCGGAGAGAGCCUUCCUCAUCCGGGCAGCUGGCUCGGUCUUCCGGGCCGCAGCACAGAGAAACACAGACUCUCUCUGCCGUGACCGAGAUGUGGCCCUCAUUUAUCAUCCUCUUCCUUGUUUGGGAUUGCUGCUACAGUCAGUAUUAUUUCGUCGUGUUUUUUAACGUUUUAACCACACUCUGCCAGCAGAGGUGGGAUGUAAGCUCCCACUCCCCGCACGCCAUGGGCUCCGGGAGCUCCAGCAGCCGCUGCCCUCCGGAGCGCCGUGCGUCGAGGUUUUAAUGAGCUGUUCCCUUUUAGACCACUGGUUUUAAGCUGUUACUCUGACGAGCUGCUGCCCUGCCCUCAGGUCCGGUAGGGAGGGCGGCGGAGGGGCGGCCCCAGCUCUGCCCUGGUCCCUCCAGAGAGGGAAGGUGCAGCCCUUGCCUCGUAGCCCGAGCUGCCGAGUUGCAUAAAGCAAACAGACCUGCGUAUGUCGCUCGUUUACGACACCGUGAUGCUAUAUUGUUCAUUGUGCUUGUUGUAAUAAAAUGUUUUAAAUUCUG
Messenger RNA from Oryctolagus cuniculus (rabbit), 2556 nucleotides. RefSeq names its product MAPK interacting serine/threonine kinase 1 (gene MKNK1). Gene Ontology annotation, biological process: protein phosphorylation. The record is from RefSeq and is a predicted model, not a curated record. Lineage: Eukaryota; Metazoa; Chordata; Mammalia; Lagomorpha; Leporidae. Gene Ontology annotation, molecular function: protein kinase activity; ATP binding.